Molecule: messenger RNA, 1593 nt
Organism: Rosa chinensis
Lineage: Eukaryota; Viridiplantae; Streptophyta; Magnoliopsida; Rosales; Rosaceae
Exons: 3
Coding region: 1-1593 (530 amino acids)
Molecular function (GO): zinc ion binding
Source: RefSeq, a predicted model, not a curated record
AUGACGAAAGGUUGGGAGAGUUAUAUUCAUUCUGAAGGCCAAAAGUUUGAGGGUGGGGUUGUUGAGUUUAGGGAUAAGCUGCGUAAGUAUGCCAUAGAAAUUGGCUUUUCAUAUGAGUUUUUUAGAAAUGACAAGAAGAGUAAGAUGAUGGGAUCCAAGGUUGUCAAGUUUAUUAUGCUUGAUAAGAUUCGUGCCAAUCCAAACAAAAAGCCAAUUGAUAUAGCUGAUGAGAUCAAGAAUGAUUAUGGUUUGAAUGUUCCUUAUCGUACAGUUUGGUAUGGUACGGAGUUGGCAAAAACAGCCCUAUAUGGUGAUGAAGCUGAGUCUUAUGCUCAGCUACUUUGGUUCAGUGAGUCUGUUAUGAAGUCAAACCCCGACUCUAGGAUAGUGGUUGAGUUUCAUCGAGAAACACACAGGUUUCAGCGUAUGUUUGUGACCUAUGGUGCAUGGAUGAAGGGUUUUCAAUCUUGUAGAUCUAUUCUUUUCAUUGAUGCUACAUUCAUUACCAACAAGUACGAGGGGCAGAUUAUUGCUGCAUCGGCUUGUAUCCAGUUGCUUAUACUAUUGUGGAUUCUGAAAAUGAGAGUAAUUGGAGAUUUUUUUCUUGAGGUUUUGGCUGAAGAGUUUGCAAAACACAAUAUGAGGAGGGUGACGUUCAUUUCUGAUCUUCAUGUUGGCCUUGUUAGUGCUUUCCUUAGGGUGUUUCCCGAUAAUCCACAUGGGUUUUGUUUUAAACAUAUGAUGGCUAACCUUUCUGACAAAUUUCCAGCUGGUUCUUACCUUAAGGAUCGGAUUCCUUACUUGUUUAAGUGUUGUGCUUAUUCUCGCACACCGAAGAUGUAUGAGUUCAACAUGGAAAUCUUGAGGAGUGAAGGCGGCGACAUAGUUGCUCAAUUUCUGGAGGAUCUCCCCAAGGAGAACUGGUGUAUGGCUUACUUUAACGGCGAAAGAUUUGGUGAAAUGACAAAUAACUUGGCUGAGUCUUUCAAUAAUUGGGUGUUGCCUUUGAAGAAUCUUCCUGUUCUUGAUAUUAAUGAUGGGAUUAGAGUGAAGUCCAUGGCUUCAAUUGCUGCUCGGAAGCAGGAUGCUCAAGAAUGGUUGUCUCAGUUGUUCCCGGCGAUUGAAAAGAAGCUGAAGGAGAAUUUGGAAGUCAGAAGGCAUUGGAGAGUGAGCAGGUCUGAUACCUAUGUGUAUGAAGUUCACUGCCAGAAGUACAAUAACAUGGUAAAUUUGGAAACUCGCUUUUGUUCGUGUGGAGAAUGGCAGCUGUAUGGCUUCCCAUGUUCCCAUGCCCUUGUAGUGAUCCAACAACAUGGUUCUUCCCCGUAUUUGUAUGUCAAUGAGCUGUACAAGGUGGAGAAAUAUCGAGAAACUUAUUCUUUCCGAAUUAAUCCUCUUCCCUCUAUUUCUAAGCAAGUGCAUGAUUUUGGUAGAGAUGCGGUGAUAUUGCAGCCGCCUUUGACUAGAAGACCACAGGGAAGGCCUAGAAAGAAGAGGUUCAGAAAAAGGAGCGAGAAAACUAGGGUGAUCAAGUGUGGUUGGUGCGGAAAAUGUGAUGGUCACAACAGAAAGAGUUGUACAGCUCCGAUAUAG